UCAUAGUAAGUGAUUGUGAGAUAACAUAAUAUCUAACCGUAAAAUCAUUUCGAUCAGCCCUCGUAAUAUCUUUAAAUUAUAAGCACGAUAAGACCUAUAAGUGAAAUUUAUUCUUUGUAAUCUAUUUGAAAAUAUUUAUUUGAUUGUUUAGAGUGGGUGUCUUUAAAUAACAAAGCUAUUUUAUAAUCAACUGGAGAAGUAUUAUUGCAAUGUAUAAACUACUAUUGAUUUACACAACCUUUGCAAUAUUCUGUGGUGUUGUUAUUGCACAAACAGUACAACAAAGAUGUUAUCGUUUCACAUGGUUAGGGCCAGAUUAUAACAAUGGGAGUAUAUUUCUGAAUGCAACCUGUCAGGACGCAACUCGUCUCGCUGAUGGAGUGCCAUGUCAAAUGCCUCUUGUUGCUUCUUACGAUGGCUCUUGGCCUGAUGUUGAUUAUAUAUGGAAUCAUCACAAAGAGUCUGCUACCUGCGUAUUGUCUGGAAACGAUGUCUGUGCACAAUUCACAUAUUUCUUUAACGGAAAAGUCGAAAAUUCAACAUACAUGUGUACAAGAGCCAUCAAUGCUAACUUCACGGCUAUCACAAGUGGAUGUUACGAAGAACAAAGGGGCAGUUACAGCUCUCGUGUAUGUUUUUGUCGCAGUGUACCAGGAGGAGUUCCCUGCAAUUCAGCCGUUAAAUUAACAACUUUACCUGUUUUAUCAUUUUUCAUUAUAAUGAUGUUGUUUAUUUGGCCAUAUUAAUUUCAAAUUGACAUAAUAUAUAAUAAUA
This is a messenger RNA of Danaus plexippus (monarch butterfly), 774 nucleotides long. RefSeq lists its product as uncharacterized. The record is from RefSeq and is a predicted model, not a curated record. The coding region runs from base 210 to 746 and encodes 178 amino acids. Lineage: Eukaryota; Metazoa; Arthropoda; Insecta; Lepidoptera; Nymphalidae. The transcript has 4 exons.